This is a messenger RNA of Didymella exigua CBS 183.55, 885 nucleotides long. RefSeq names its product glycoside hydrolase family 11 protein. Bases 150 to 833 code for a protein of 227 amino acids. The record is from RefSeq and is a predicted model, not a curated record. Lineage: Eukaryota; Fungi; Ascomycota; Dothideomycetes; Pleosporales; Didymellaceae. The transcript has 2 exons. Gene Ontology annotation, biological process: xylan catabolic process. Gene Ontology annotation, molecular function: hydrolase activity, hydrolyzing O-glycosyl compounds.
ACUUUGAAAUCGGCUCCCGACUGUGAUCCAUAUUGUCGAGAUUUAUAAAAGUAUCUUGACUCGCCCUUACAGUAAUUCCUCACCACGGUCAUUCACUAUCUCAGUCACACUUCCAUUCUACAACCGACUUCCAUAAGACGACCUCCACAAUGGUUUCUUUCACAUCUUUCUUUACCGCCGCUGUCGCGGCCUCCGGUGCUCUGGCUGUUCCGGUUACCGACCUUGCUACCCGCUCGCUCGGUGCAUUGACUGCACGUGCUGGCACUCCCUCUUCCCAGGGCACACACAACGGCUGCUUCUACAGCUGGUGGACCGACGGCGGCGCGGAGGCUACCUACACCAACGGCAACGGUGGCAGCUACAGCGUCUCGUGGAAGACCGGCGGUAACCUUGUCGGUGGAAAGGGCUGGAAUCCUGGCGCCGCACGCACCAUCACCUACUCCGGCACCUACAACCCCUCCGGUAACUCAUAUCUCGCCGUCUACGGCUGGACUCGCAACCCGCUGAUCGAAUACUACGUCGUCGAGAACUUUGGCACGUACGACCCCUCUUCCCAGGCCACCGUUAAGGGCUCCGUGACCGCCGACGGCUCCAGCUACAAGAUCGCGCAGACCCAGCGUGUGAACCAGCCCUCUAUCGAUGGUACACAGACCUUCAAUCAGUACUGGUCUGUCCGCGCGAACAAGCGUAGCUCCGGUUCUGUCAACAUGAAGACCCACUUCGAUGCAUGGGCUGCUAAGGGUAUGACCCUUGGCACCCACAACUACCAGAUCGUUGCCACUGAGGGUUAUUUCUCCAGCGGCAACGCGCAGAUUACCGUCAACUGCGCAUAAGGAGCGGAAGGCUUGAGUGGAAACGCUUGAGCUGGGACCAUGGCUGCAGACC